AUGCUUCAAAGGUUACGGGAGAACCUUUUGUACGCUAAAUUGGAUAAGUGUGAUUUCCACAUCACUGAGGUGUCCUUUUUAGGAUAUAUUAUUUCUCCAAAGGGGUUUUUCAUGGAGCCAAAGAAACUCCAGGCUAUCUUAAAUUGGGCACAACCCACCAACUUAAAGGCUAUCCAGAGAUUUCUGGGUUUCGCAAAUUAUUAUAGACGUUUUAUUCAUGCCUUUUCCAAUUUGGUCGCUCCUAUUGUAGCGUUAACUAGAAAGGAAGCUGAUCCUUCUAACUGGUUGCCUCAAGCUGAAUCUGCCUUCCAGGCCCUGAAACAGGCCUUUGUCUCUGCUCCUGUCCUCAGACACCCCAACUCAGAUCUUCCUUUUGUCGUCGAGGUGGACGCCUCAGAGGUUGGAGUGAGAGCCAUCUUUUCUCAAGAGGACCCCAAGUCUCCGUAG
Pseudophryne corroboree (corroboree frog) is the source of this 447-nucleotide messenger RNA. RefSeq lists its product as uncharacterized. The record is from RefSeq and is a predicted model, not a curated record. The coding region runs from base 1 to 447 and encodes 148 amino acids. The transcript has a single exon. NCBI's taxonomy places the organism in Eukaryota, Metazoa, Chordata, Amphibia, Anura, Myobatrachidae.